This is a messenger RNA of Armigeres subalbatus, 1232 nucleotides long. RefSeq lists its product as uncharacterized. The transcript is spliced from 4 exons. The coding region runs from base 568 to 1104 and encodes 178 amino acids. NCBI's taxonomy places the organism in Eukaryota, Metazoa, Arthropoda, Insecta, Diptera, Culicidae. The record is from RefSeq and is a predicted model, not a curated record.
AAACAAAUGUUAUAAACAGAAUUAAAUUUACACUUAUGAUAGCCUUACAGAUAACUUUCUUCAGCUUUAUUAAGGAACACAUUUUUGAUCUUUGAUGAAUCGCCCAAUUUCAUGAGGUGUGAGAAUCAAGAAUCCUACACUCAGUUUCAACAAAUAUAUUCUUCAUUUUUUUAAAGCUGCAAUAAAAAAAUAAACUGUCAUGACUUACGUAAGGACCCCUGCGUUAGAAAAAAUAAACCGUAAUCUGCGUCCUACGACAACAACGCGAUAAACAUAAAUUUGCGUUAGACGCUCUUUCAUCUCUGGAAACCAACCCACAAGAAGCCACGUUGUGACUGAUAACUAGAAACCGAAUAAUCAUCACCGUCGUUGGCGCAGCCUAUCAACGUUAAUUCAUAAAAAAACCUCAUCUCUCUCUUUAUCACAUCAACUGACCCAAGAAUGUACGAGCUUCUGGUAGCAGGAAAAAAAUUGAUUACAGUUCGAAGGAAUAAUUCAAUCCCAAUCAGAACUUCAGUAUUUCGGUGAUGCCACAGGUUGCAAGAAGUGCUCAGUCUAAAGAAAAUAAUGUCGACUUCUGAACGCGAGUGUUCCCUUCUGGGCUGCCUCCUGAGCCCCCGCUUGUAUGGACUGAUUGUGGGAGUGGUCAGUCUGUGGGCCAUGGUGGCGUCGCUCUCAGCAUCGAUUUAUCUGAUGGUGAAGUACGACGACAUCAAGGACGUUCCGGAUAGCUUGAGAGCCUAUUACCGGUACGCCACGGUCGAUACAAUACUGAUUCUGAUUGGCGUGGUCAUUGUUGGGCUCUUUCUAGUGGGCAUUUACAAAGUCAACGAGCACUAUUUGAUGCCGUUCAUAGUGCUACUCGUGCUGGACUUUUUGGGCUACAUUGUGUCUGAGACGAUUGCGAGAGUGCGCGCACGCAGUAGCGGUUCGGUACCGAAGGAUCAUUGGAAAAAGAAUUUAACGGAGAUUGUGAUAUUUACGUGCCUGUUUGGACUGACGACUCAUCUCUAUCGAAUCUUCAAGCACAAACGACAUCUUAAAGAGCAGAGCUUUGGCGGUUAUAGAAUCAUUUCGGGUGACACCGAGACUAUUGGAUUAUAAAUUAUUCUAAUUUUAUUUCAUGACAUUUGUAUUUUUGCUCAGAACCUAAAUGAGUUUCUGAUUGUGUUGCAAUAAAUUAUUCCAUAUUUAAUACAUACUUAAUUUGUCAGUUUGUUCUGAAUGAUUUU